Salmo salar (Atlantic salmon) is the source of this 4427-nucleotide messenger RNA. It is a transcript of the gene cdk19, whose product is annotated as cyclin dependent kinase 19. Gene Ontology annotation, molecular function: protein serine/threonine kinase activity; ATP binding. Gene Ontology annotation, biological process: protein phosphorylation. The record is from RefSeq and is a predicted model, not a curated record. Lineage: Eukaryota; Metazoa; Chordata; Actinopteri; Salmoniformes; Salmonidae. Gene Ontology annotation, cellular component: cytosol; nucleus.
GCCAGUGAACAUUAAGCGGAGCAGACCAAAAUCCCAAACAAGGAAAUGGUGGGGGAAUAAAACGACCAUAUUAUUUAAUUAAUGCAUGUUAUAAUUAAUAUUUUAUUUCAUUGUAAAUUAAGAAAUAUUUAUGGGUUAAAAUGGAUUACGACUUCAAAACAAAGCUCGCAGCCGAACGAGAGAAGGUAGAAGAUCUGUUCGAAUAUGAAGGUUGCAAAGUGGGUCGAGGCACCUACGGGCACGUUUAUAAAGCUAAGCGCAAAGACGGGGAAGAUGAGAAGGAAUAUGCACUGAAACAAAUUGAAGGCACUGGAAUAUCGAUGUCUGCUUGCAGGGAAAUCGCUCUGUUACGAGAACUAAAACACCCCAACGUGAUCGCCCUGCAGAAAGUGUUCCUGUCUCACAGUGACAGAAAGGUGUGGCUCCUCUUUGACUAUGCUGAGCACGACCUCUGGCACAUCAUCAAGUUCCACCGAGCCUCCAAGGCCAAUAAGAAGCCCAUGCAGCUGCCGAGAGGCAUGGUCAAGUCUCUCCUGUAUCAGAUUCUGGACGGGAUCCAUUACCUCCAUGCCAACUGGGUGCUUCACAGGGAUCUGAAACCAGCCAACAUUCUGGUUAUGGGGGAGGGCUCAGAACGAGGGCGAGUGAAAAUCGCUGACAUGGGCUUCGCCAGACUCUUCAACUCUCCUCUCAAACCCCUGGCAGACCUUGACCCCGUCGUGGUGACAUUCUGGUACAGGGCCCCUGAGCUUCUUCUAGGGGCCAGACAUUACACCAAAGCAAUCGACAUUUGGGCGAUUGGCUGCAUCUUUGCGGAGCUGCUGACAUCGGAGCCCAUCUUCCACUGUCGCCAGGAGGACAUUAAGACCAGUAACCCCUUCCACCACGACCAGCUGGACAGGAUAUUCAGUGUCAUGGGCUUCCCAGCAGAUAAAGAUUGGGAAGACAUCAGGAAGAUGCCAGAGUACCCAACCCUUCAGAAAGACUUCAGGAGAACGACGUAUGCAAAUAGCAGUCUAAUCAAAUACAUGGAGAAGCAUAAAGUCAAACCUGACAGCAAGGUUUUCCUGUUGCUCCAGAAACUCCUUACAAUGGACCCCACUAAAAGGAUUACGUCUGAACAGGCACUACAGGACCCAUAUUUCCUGGAGGAUCCCUUACCAACCUCAGAUGUAUUUGCCGGAUGUCAGAUACCUUACCCAAAACGAGAGUUUCUAAACGAAGAUGAGCCAGAUGAGAAAACAGAGAAGAAAAUAGAGAACCCGGUCCAACAGCACCAGCAGACGACAGCCCAGGCCCAGCAGCAGAGUGGCACCCAGCAGGCUUCUAACCAGCAGAGCUCCACCCAGACCAACGGCAAUGCAGGGGGCACUGGAGCCAACGCCGGGGGAGGCCUCCAGCACGGCCAGGAUCAGGGGCCCCCCAACAAGAAAUCUCGCACCGGGCCUUCAGGAGCCUCCUCAGGCACUGGGAUCCACCAGCACUCCAGCUCCCGCCUUGGUUACCAAAGCAACGUCCAAGGUUCCACUCAGUCCCAGGGAUACUCGUCGUCAUCCCAGCAGAGCUCACAGUACUCACACCAGUCACACCGCUACUGAGGCUCUUAGAACAGGCCAGGGGCCUCUCCCAAACCAACCCUCGACCAAAAACAAACCUUAGCAUAACCUCUCACCUCCCUCUGGCCAAGGUAUUACUGACUCCUCCUCCUGAUCAGACCUCAUUAUGUGUCAGAUAAUUCCAACAACACAACAGUCACUCAUUAUCCGCCUUCAUGUCAGCCCUACUACACUGACUGACCCUGGCCUCACUUCCACCCAAUGUCCUCACACUUACCCACCCGAGGGCACUGCAAUAUGAAGGCCAACUCAACAUAGGAACCAAAAACAAACCCUGCCUCCUUGAGGGGUAGGACAAGAUUUUUGUUUUAUCAUCAAGUGACAAAAUCGAUUGAUACUAGAUUAUAAGAAGGAAACACGUCAGGUUCAACUGACUACACACGCCUACUACACAAAGACUGUGAACCAUGACACUUACAAAAAACAUGUUCUUCAAGAAGAAGAAUUGCAGCUCUGUUCAUAUAUAAAUAUAUACUAUGUAGUACAUUUUUUACAUUUGUUUAACAAGAGACUUGUUUUUGCUCGUUUGCUCUGUAGAGUUUGUUUACUUUGAUUGUGGAUGUUUUUGUAAAUAUUUAAUGUUUCAUUAUUGUCCUUUACAUGUUCAGUUUGUAUUUCCUCUUAUUCAGUCAAAGGACUGCACUGCUGAACGGAUCUGCAAAGACCUGGAACAAAUAUGCCUCUUCAACUCCACACCCCUGGAAUUAACCCAGGUAGAAAAAUGGUUUCUUAUAGUACUUAUCCUGUGAACUAGUUGACUGGAUCUGCACUGUGCGUGCGUGCGUUCGUGCGUGCGUCCGUCCGUUCGUCCGUCCCCAAACAUACAGAGACUGAAGCUGGACAUGGGAUAAGACAGCCACUUCAGCUUCUUCUGUGACUAGGGAAGGGAUGUGGAAACAUUGACAUCUUGUGGCUAUUGACAGAACGGGACCUCUUGUUCAGUGAUGGUGAACAUGUAUUGUGUUCAGUAUAUGUUACAAGGAUCAAGGCAAUCUUUAUCAAGACCGUGCAUUACGAUUCUUUAAACUGCCUUUUGUGAUGUUCAGAAACACAAGUCGUGUUCAACUGGCAUAUGUUGACGAUGAUGAUCAUCAACACUGUCUUUUUGUAGCCAAAGGAGAGAGACUCUUAUUUUGUUUUCUAUAGUAAGAAAACAUUCACAGCAACAAUACAAGGUACUAACAUGUAUUGAACAACUGAUAGACUGCUCUCUGUGAAGCUGUUUGCUUCUGACAGUGAUACUUCACAGUUCUUCAGCGUUUGAUUUGUCUGUGAUCUCUGGCUCAUUCAAACAGGUGCAUUUAGAGAGCCCCUCGUAUUGAGAGAUCUGCUGUUGAUCAUCAUCUGUCUGUCUGUCCGUCUGUCUCCUCUCUCCUCACAGACCAGAUUUCUUUCUCAGCACUCCCAGGUUACUGAAGUACAGUAUGUCUUAUGUGUGUUGAGGUGAAUGCCAAAACACUAGAUGAACAAGAGGGACUGCUCCCUCCUUGUUCAAGAUGAGUUCCUAACAGUCGCCCAGAAUGUUUUGCUUAUCGGACUGGCUCUCUAUUUGAUGCUGAUACAUUGUAACUGUAUUGGUUUGGGUUUGAGUUUCUCUUCUAUUUUCCGUAUGAUCUGGCAGGCACACAGGCCCAGUGGAUUAAUAACAGCCUUCCCAGAACAGUGGUGUUUACUCGGGAACAAAACCAGCAACUAUUGAACGUUUUUUUCUCUUUUAUUCUAUUGGCGCAUAUCUGAAGUAUAGUUGAAGAGCAUUGAGGAUACAUUAGAUACUGUUUCUCAAUUUAUCUCUACACAAGCGAGGUAUCAAAAGUAUUAUUCAUUGUGCGGCUCCAACAAGUGAUAGUGGGGCAAAUAACUGUUAAACAGUUCCUAUGCAAAAUCACAGAGAAAGGUGCAAUGCUUCAAUUUUACUAUGAGAGCAUGAGAGUUUUCUUAAGGUUUUUAAAAUGAUUGGGAUAUCCAUUUCCACAUCGUAAUUCUAAUGUUGAACAUCAUAAUUGAAGAAGGCAUUCACUUGUUUCUUACAGCAUUGUUAAUUGUACUCUAAAUGAAAUAUUGUAAAGAAAUAUAAACUAUAUGGAUGGUAUAUGGGUCGUUCCAUGAGUGCCUUUUGCGUCCCUGUGAUAUUUUAAGUAGAAAUUGUGCACCAAUUUUGAAUUUUAAAAGCCUGCUAUAUUAAAUGAAGUGCCCUUUUUAAUAUAGACCACAUGUAGAAUUCAAUCCAAUCUGAUUAUUAUAUGAAUAAAGGCUUUCUAAAGUGCGAAAAUCCUGUAUUUUGACAUGCCCCCCAGUUAACCCUGUGUCACUGAAAGGAUGAUUUCAACCCACUUAAUCCAAACAUUUCUCCAAGUUUCACCAUUAUUGUAAAGACCUAGUUAUUUUGUUGCUUUGACAAAGUCAUUUCUGGAGAUUAUUAUUUAUUUCAUGUGAUUAGUUAUUAAUUUACGUCUGUCCCUCAUUUUAAGGUCAACCCUGUUAUGUGAACUCAACUCUAUUUUUAAUAUGGUGAAACUAUUCCUUCUCAAAACAAAUAUUGAACAUCUAAUAGUCAAAUCAUAGUGUAAAAUCAGGUGAGCUGGUUCUACUCUUUUUGGCCAUUUUCUGUUGUUUUGUGGUGGAAAAAUGAGCUGUUGCGCAUAAAACGUCAACCUUGUUACCCGUAGAUAUACAGGCUAGAAAUGUUUUAGCAAUUUCUUAUUUUUUUGUGAAGCUUGCGUUUAAUUGCCACUCCACAUGCACACAACAUGAUUCCAUUCCCCCUGUCACGAUAGGAUUUAUGGGUGAUUUAAGAUUAAAUUGUCAACCAUG